AUGUGGAACAUAAUCAUCACCAAUAAGAUCACUCAUCGCAGCAUCAACACCAAAUUCCACGUCCAGCAAUUCAAUGGGCGUCUCCGGAAUGCCGUUGGUCCCCAAACCAACCAACAUCCCACCACAGACGCUAUCACACCCACCCAUCAACGAACUAUCAUGACCAAGUCGAACCGUGAUCCGCGACUUCUCCGAACAAUGGUUCCUCAUCCCCCCCAGAAAAAAGCAACAACAGCCACAGCCCUCCACCAAGUAGACUUCCGCUUCCCGGGCCUCACACCAAUAUCCUAUACCCUCUGGGUAACCUCCAUCAUCCUCCUACUCAUACUACACGACGACGCAGAACUCGCAGGCCUCUCCAGCAUCUCCAAUACUUUCACCUCCGUAACACAAAUUGCCUCACUCGCCCUCGCCGCCGGCUCCCACGAGUCGCCAUGGACCGCAACAGUCCACAUCCUAUGGUGGAUCCCCUUCUCGCCCUCGCCCUCGCAACAAUCCUCAUUCUCACCUUCAACUUCAUCAUAG
Molecule: messenger RNA, 525 nt
Organism: Colletotrichum paranaense
Lineage: Eukaryota; Fungi; Ascomycota; Sordariomycetes; Glomerellales; Glomerellaceae
Exons: 1
Coding region: 1-525 (174 amino acids)
Source: RefSeq, a predicted model, not a curated record